AUGUCGACCACAUCCCGCUUGGUGCCAGCGUCUUCACGGACACUUCUUCUUACUUUAGACGCGUUCGGUACGCUCUUCCAUCCGCGCCUCCCCGUCCCUGAACAGUAUGCCGCGACCGCCCACCAAUUCGGACUAUCACCCACCGCCAUCACCCCGAACAAACUCAAAACUGCGUUCAAGGACACAUUUCGCGAGCAAUCGCGUCGAUAUCCAAAUUACGGCCGCGCAGACGUUCUUCGGGGGCAAUAUGGGGGUCCGAGGCAGUGGUGGGAGGAAGUCAUCCGGGGUAGUUUCACCCGUGUUUUAGCUGCAGAUAACCCAACGCCGCUUGGAGAACCGCAGCAGUACGAAGGACAAAUGCACAAUAAUAUUGACCUCCCGGCUGGUGUGGUGGAAGCUUUACUCGACCGGUUUGCGAACUCGGAUGGAUAUGCGUUUUAUGACGAUGUGGUGCCUUUCUUCCAGCGAAUGCGAAAGCUCAAAGCCGCUGGAAAGUGGUCAUAUGAUCGUAUUAUUGUUGGUGUUGUCUCCAACUCUGAUGAUCGUGUUCCGGCGGUGCUGAGAUCAUUGGGACUGGAGGUCGGUGAUGUGCGCGCGGACCAGGAUCGAUCGAGUAUGGAGCUCCCCGGUUUCGAGCAUCGCGCAGGCACAGACAAGGCCCACGAGAAAAGCUUCGUGGAGCUUUCGGAUCAAAAUCUCAACAUUGAUAUUGAUAUGGUAAUUACGAGCUAUGAAGCUGGCGAAGAGAAACCUCAUCGCUUGAUGUUUGACGUGGCCAAGCGACAGGCUUUACUAGUUUCCCGUCCCUGGAUAACUAGAUCGACCAAAUUCUCCGCUAUACAUGUUGGAGAUGAUCUCCAAAAGGAUUGUCGUGCCGCAAGAGCUGCUGGCUGGCAGACUUAUUUUAUGCCUCGAGAUCAGUUCGUGUAUUACGAGGACGACGUGAAGGAAAUAGGUGGUCUCCUCGAUCUGAUGGACAAGCUUGAGCUUGCGCCAUGA
Penicillium soppii is the source of this 999-nucleotide messenger RNA. RefSeq lists its product as uncharacterized. Lineage: Eukaryota; Fungi; Ascomycota; Eurotiomycetes; Eurotiales; Aspergillaceae. The coding region runs from base 1 to 999 and encodes 332 amino acids. The record is from RefSeq and is a predicted model, not a curated record. The transcript has a single exon.